Tremella mesenterica DSM 1558 is the source of this 288-nucleotide messenger RNA. RefSeq lists its product as uncharacterized. Gene Ontology annotation, cellular component: endoplasmic reticulum membrane; dolichol-phosphate-mannose synthase complex. The record is from RefSeq and is a predicted model, not a curated record. Bases 1 to 288 code for a protein of 95 amino acids. Gene Ontology annotation, biological process: GPI anchor biosynthetic process. Lineage: Eukaryota; Fungi; Basidiomycota; Tremellomycetes; Tremellales; Tremellaceae. The transcript is spliced from 3 exons.
AUGUCAAAGGGCAAGCAGUUUGUGACGUUUACCGUACCUCUAGUCAUAGCGUACCUACUGGCCCUCUCCCACUUCCUCCCGGUCCCAUUCCUUUCGGUUGGGGAAGUCGAUGAUAUCUUACCUGUCCUACCAUUUUGGCUUCUCGUCACAUUCGGUUCAUAUUCCCUCUCAUCUCUCGGUCUCGGAUUAGUUCGAUUUCAUGACUGUCCAGAAGCAUACGAAAGUUUACUCAUGGAGAUAACCCAAGCCAAGAACGAGUUACGGGAUCAGGGUGUUGAUGUGGACUAA